This is a messenger RNA of Neurospora tetraspora, 884 nucleotides long. RefSeq lists its product as uncharacterized. The coding region runs from base 1 to 597 and encodes 198 amino acids. The record is from RefSeq and is a predicted model, not a curated record. The transcript is spliced from 3 exons. NCBI's taxonomy places the organism in Eukaryota, Fungi, Ascomycota, Sordariomycetes, Sordariales, Sordariaceae.
AUGCGUUCCAUCCUAGCUCUCUUCUUUGGCGUUGCUGCCGCCAUUCCCGUGGGUCAAGUCCUCGUCCCUCUCGCUCCAUCAUCAGCGUCAGCGCCAUCAAUCGGGUCCGGCUGCCCGGCCGGCCAUGCCUGGGUCAACAUCGACGCAACCGGCACCACCUUCGAUGUCUCAUUUGACCAACACGCUGUCUCUGUCGGUCCGGGUUCUACCGCCACUGAUACCAGGAGAAACUGCCGCGUGAGCAUCAACUUGCAGUUUCCCCAGGGCUUCACAUUCCAGAUGUCCAUCAUCGAAACCCGCUUCAUCGGCUACGCCUCCCUCACCGAAGGACAAACCGGCACCUGUCGCGCCGGCUACACCUUCACGGGCGACUCCAGCCAGGAAGUCGUCUUCCAGAAGAACCUGGCCAGCCCCUACGACGACAACUACUCCAUGCUGGCGGGCGUGAGCGUGCAAUCGUGGUCCAGGUGCGGGGCGUCGACGGCCAUCCUCAAUGUCAACUCGGAGGUCCGCAUCGCGCCGCUUACGUCCCCGAAGAAGGGCAUUAUGACGGUAAGCAAUCCUUGGCGAAUUGUGCUCAGGUGGCAGGAAUGCUAGGGAAAUGUGAGGAGGGGAGAACUGGAUAAGACAGCUGGCUGAUGUGAUGUAAACUUGUACGAUAGGUCGAUUCGUUUGAUGGGAGUGUCCAUGUUGUGUUUAGGACUAACUGGCGUUCCUGCUGAAGAGUGAAAUUUGGUGGGUUGAAGAACAGGGUAGAGGUACCCUCGUGGAUUGUUGGAUGAUUUGGAUACAUGCAUGGAGGAGCUAAAUGCGUUCGAGUCUGGUUGUCCGGCAUCGACAGGUGGAUUUAGGCAGUCCUUGAAGUCAAUCGAUGAUAAAUACCU